AUGGCGAACGUACUCAAGGCCAAUCCUCCCCAGGAGUCCCUAGAAGAAAUGGAGACAGCAGGCUCAGUGGCAGCAGCGCGCGCCACCAUAACCCCCUAUGCAGCCGCCGCUGCAGCAGCAGCAGCAGCAGCAGCAUGCAGCAGCCGCAGCAGGAACGGGUUUUGGGGGUCAAGCGGGGAGGGGGUGGAGAGGGGGAGGUUCGGGAGCCGGGGGAUACCCAGGUCCGGGGAUUGCAGGCUUGGGAUCUGGUUUGGCAGCAGGUUAUGGCUCGCCAGGAGGCCCGGCAGGAGGCUUGGGAAUGCCGCCUGGGUAUGGUUCGGCAGCAGGUCUGGGGAUGUACGACCCUGGGCUGGGAGUGGUGUGGGGGGGGUGGGGGGGAUUGGAGGAGGGUUGGGUGCGGUACUGGCCAGCUAUCAGGGAGCAGCAGGGGGAGCAGGGGGAGGGGGGAUUGGGGGAUUAGGGAGUGGUUCUGCUGGUGGGGGGCCUCUGACUGGGUUUUCAUCAGCCCCAAUGGGCCAUACUGGCUUCUCCUCUGCUUCCGGUGCUGCUGCUUCCGGUGCUGCUGCUGCUGGUGCUGGUGCUGGUUACGUUGAUGCGUCUGGUUAUCACCCUCCGUCUGGUUACCCUACUUCGUCUGGUUACCAGCCUUCGCCUGGUUCUGGUUUUGAUGAUCAUUCUAAGCGGCGGAGGGUGCAGGAUCGUCCCUUUGUCAAAACAGAGGCAUCCGAGCCUCAUGGUCACAGCCAGGGCCAGGAGCAGGGGCAGGCUCGGAUUGAGCUUCGGUUGCCGGGGCAGGCGAUAGGGUCGGUGCUGGGGAAGGGUGGGAACACGAUCAAGAACAUUCGGCAGAUGUCUGGUGCUAACAUUAAGAUCCAGCCCCCGGAAGCAGGCAGCACGGACAGGAUUGUCGAGAUUUCUGGCAACCCAACUCAGUCCUCUCCAGUCGUCCACUCAUCUCCACUCCUCCCCAGUCCUCCCCACCCAUUCUCCACCACUCUUGACCGUUCCUCUCUAAUCCUCUCCUCUUUCUCUCCAUCCCCUUCCACUGUUCAGCACGCCUCUCCACUCUCCAUGUGCUGA
Molecule: messenger RNA, 1080 nt
Organism: Closterium sp. Yama58-4
Lineage: Eukaryota; Viridiplantae; Streptophyta; Zygnematophyceae; Desmidiales; Closteriaceae
Source: the annotation of a GenBank genome assembly